UGCAGGCGCGCGGAUUAACACGUGUUUUCGCGCUCAGUUUCACGGCGUGUCAGCGAGGCGGCGGCGCAGCGCCAUUUGCUGCUUUUGUUCCUUAUCGGUGGCGACACAUCCGCAUGUUCUGAGAGAAAUGAACGCUUUAAAACGUCAUUACGGUUAAACUCUAGGAGACACCUGCUGUCUUCCUGAAAUUAUGACCAUGAUCCCUUCCUGUUACACUCUGUUUGCCUUCAUCCUCUUCAGCAGCAUCCUGGAGAAGCCACUGCUGAGUGCUGAGGUGAAGGAGGGAGAGAUUCUGCCUCCCACCAUUCAGAAGCUGAUGAAAGGAUACAACAAGUACCUGAGGCCUUUCUUUGACAAUGGUCCUGUCACUGUGGGGAUGAGUUUGGACAUUGCCAGCAUUGACACAAUAUCAGAGAUCAACAUGGACUACACCGCUACCAUUUUCCUGCGGCAACGCUGGACAGACGAGAGGCUGGUGUUUGAAGGCAAUAAGAGCUUGAGUCUGGAUGGGCGUCUGGUGGAGCUGCUAUGGGUUCCUGAUACUUUUAUUGUGGAUUCCAAGAAAUCCUUCCUGCAUGAUAUCACAGUGGAGAACCGGCUGAUCCGAAUCUUUCCCAAUGGGACUGUGCUUUAUGCUCUUCGGAUCACUACUACUGUGGCCUGCAAUAUGGACCUCACUAAAUACCCCAUGGAUAAACAGACAUGCACCCUACAACUUGAAAGCUGGGGCUAUAAUGUCAACGAUGUGAUGUUUUACUGGGCAAGAGGCAAUGAUUCGGUUAGUGGGUUGGACACUCUGCGUCUGGCCCAGUACACAGUAGAGGAUCAUUACACUUCUGCCUCAGAGGCUGUGUAUGAGACAGGUAAUUAUCCUAAACUUAUAUUCCACUUUGAGCUGAAGAGGAGCAUUCUGUACUUCAUCUUGGAAACCUACGUACCCUCCAGUCUGCUGGUUGUGCUCUCCUGGGUGUCCUUCUGGAUCAGUCAGUCAUCUGUGCCUGCUCGCAUAUGUAUAGGAGUUACAACAGUGUUAACGAUGACCACACUGAUGAUGGGUGCAAGGACGUCGCUACCCAAUGCUAACUGCUUCAUCAAGGCAAUAGACGUGUAUUUGGGAAUUUGUUUCAGUUUUAUCUUUGGAGCAUUGAUAGAGUACGCUGUCGCUCACUUCUGCACACUCCAGCUCCCAGAGUGCAACAGUGCGUUUACGCACAUGCAGGACUGUGAAGAGGAGAUCAACGGCAUUGUCACCACCAUUGCUAGUGAUUCCAGCCGAGCAAAGCGCCGUAAAGACUCCCCAACCCCUGCUCCCACAUCAACCCCUAGCGGAGAGCCUGAUCUCAUGGCCCAAACCCCAUCUCACUCAGGACCUAGGACCCCAGAGGCCCUGGAGGACCCUCUUAACCGCUGCAUCAGAAACCUAUCCCUCAUACGAAAAGUUCUCCGCUCUGUAAACUGCUGUCAUGUGGAGAAUCCACAUUACAUAGACAACUACUCCCGUGUAACAUUUCCCCUCUCCUUUGUUGUAGUCAACUUGCUCUACUGGACUUACUACCUGUACUUUUAAUAUCUCUCAGAGUGUGUUGGUGGGAGUGAAUACAGAAAAGAGUGCACCUCAUGUCUGACUGAGCAUGAGGCGGUCUUAGUUUAAA
Molecule: messenger RNA, 1652 nt
Organism: Tachysurus vachellii
Lineage: Eukaryota; Metazoa; Chordata; Actinopteri; Siluriformes; Bagridae
Gene: gabrzb
Product: gamma-aminobutyric acid receptor subunit pi
Exons: 10
Coding region: 191-1567 (458 amino acids)
Biological process (GO): nervous system process; monoatomic ion transmembrane transport; chemical synaptic transmission
Cellular component (GO): GABA-A receptor complex; membrane; neuron projection
Molecular function (GO): extracellular ligand-gated monoatomic ion channel activity; GABA-A receptor activity; neurotransmitter receptor activity
Source: RefSeq, a predicted model, not a curated record